Messenger RNA from Dentiscutata erythropus, 531 nucleotides. The record is from the annotation of a GenBank genome assembly. NCBI's taxonomy places the organism in Eukaryota, Fungi, Glomeromycota, Glomeromycetes, Diversisporales, Gigasporaceae.
AUGGUCCUGUUGAACCCGGUAAUACGUCAAGAGCAUUAUCCCAUAUUAGAAGUCAAAGAAGAGAAUGCUUUUUCCGAUUUGCCUGAAGACAUUCAUACCUUAAUUAAAAAUUUAAGUGAUUCUAAUCUACAAGUUAAUAAUCAAUUUCAUGAGCAAGAAUUCCAAGUCCGUGAACAAGAAUCUCAAGUCCAUGAACAAGAAUUUCAAGUCCACGAACAAGAAUUUCAAGAAUUUCAAGUUUAUGAACAAAAUUCUAUUGCAGUUAAUCCAAAUGAAUACUCAAUAGAUAUUGCUGACAAUAAUCAAGAUUUAAUCUUGUUUCAGAACCGAAAAAAAGAAAUAUUUGACUUGUUAGAUGAAACUAAAAAUAUUCUUGAUAAAAAUGUGGCAAAUCCAAACAAAUGGCUUGAUAGUAUAGAAAAAAACUUUGAACCAUUGCGAAAAUUAGUGAAGGAUUGCAAACAGUUUGAAAGGAAAAAUCAUAUUCCAAAUACUUGGAAAGAUCGCAAUAAUAAUACAUUCUGGUUAUAA